Molecule: messenger RNA, 2647 nt
Organism: Sceloporus undulatus (fence lizard)
Lineage: Eukaryota; Metazoa; Chordata; Lepidosauria; Squamata; Phrynosomatidae
Gene: FICD
Product: FIC domain protein adenylyltransferase
Exons: 2
Coding region: 779-2317 (512 amino acids)
Molecular function (GO): protein binding
Source: RefSeq, a predicted model, not a curated record
GGGGUCCCGCCGAGUUGGGGGAGAGGGAAGGGGUAAGGGCUUCCCUCUCCUUGAGGGAAGCGGGGUCCAUUGGGGAGAAGAGGAGCCGCCGAGGGGGGAGGAAUAACUCCCGCGAACUACACUUCCCAGCAUGCCUCAGCCCCAGUUGGCAGCCCAGCACUUGGGGAACGUUGCUUGUUGCGUGGCGACUCCCAGAAUUCCCCCGGGGGGUCACGUUCCCAAACCCUGGGAAGAAAAGCGUCCUGGGGCUCGUGGGGGAUGACUGGGGGCGAGUGCCCUCGCUUUGGGCCGUUCCCCUGGCCUUGGCUUCGGGAAGGCUCUUGGGAAAGCAGCGGGAAAGGAAGAGGGCCCUUGGGAGAAUGGGCCCGGCGGAGAGGGCUCUCCGGACAUGGCCUUAGGAGCUGAACACUCGCAAGGGGGGUGGGCUUGUGGUUGGCUUUUGAUUUUAUACGUCUGAGGUUCUGCCCUUUGGUGAAAAGAGUGUUCUCAUCAUCAUUAUUAAUAUCAGAUUGUUGUUGUUGUUAUUAUUAUUAUUAUUAUUAUUAUGGACCUUUCUCCCCAGUUGCUUUUGGCAAGCCCAGGUUGCUUCCAGGCGACCAGGUGUCCAGCUUUGUGCCUGGGCCAUUCAACUCCAAAGUACAUCCCCAAGCUCAGCUAAGGAUGCCCUGUCGCAGCAAGGGAUGGCCUCAUGGGGGAAGGGUGCUUCAGAGGAGACCAGGCCUAGCCCACUCCCAAGGCCACACGUCCAGCACUUUGGUUUGAGGUUCAUUUGCAUAAAAUGGCAACAAAAGUCCAAAGGGGGAUGGCGACCGAGGUUGCAAGAGAAUGGGCUGGAGCAUCUUUCGAACCCUGUCCCUCAAAUUCCUUUCUGUCCGCAGGUGAGGCCUUGGCGAGAGGAGAUGUGCCGCUGCCUGCCCCGUCCGGCGGCCAGAUGAACCUCGCCUCGAUGGCGGUGGCGGUGGUGGAGCCGGAGCUGAAGUGGCUGUCGCUGUGGCUGCGCGUGCGCUGGGCGGCCGUGCUGGUGGUCCUCUUGGCCGGGCUGCUCAUGCUGCUGCUUCCACUGAACUCUGUGGAAGAGCAGUGCCACGCCAUCUUCAAGGGCUUGGCCUUGCUCAGGAAGAAACUGGGACUGGGCUAUGUGGGGAUCACCAAAUACGGCGGGCAGACGACCGGCCUCAGCGUGACCUCGGGGGGCUUGGAGCUGCUGGUGCUGAAGCCAAAAGCCUCCCCAGAGGUCAGGUUAGAAGCCAAAGCUGCCCUGAACCAGGCCCUGGAGAUGAAAAGGCAAGGCAAACGGGAGAAGGCUCACAAGCUUUUCCUGCACGCCCUCAAGAUGGACCCCGAUUAUGUAGAUGCCUUGACUGAGUUUGGCCUUUUCUCUGAAGAGGAGAAGGACAUCAUUCAGGCUGACUACUUGUACUCCAAAGCCUUGACCAUCUCCCCCCGUAAUGAGAAGGCUCUGAUCAGUCGCGACCGGACGCUGCCCCUUGUCGAAGAGAUUGACCAGAGGUACUUCAGCAUCAUUGAUAGUAAGGUCCAGAAAGUCAUGUCCAUUCCCAAGGGCAACUCUGCCCUGCGGAGGGUAAUGGAGGAGUCCUACUACCACCACAUAUACCACACGGUGGCCAUUGAAGGGAACACUUUGACACUGUCUGAAAUACGACAUAUCAUUGAGACCCGGUAUGCUGUCCCCGGGAAAAGUUUGGUGGAGCAGAACGAGGUCAUUGGCAUGCACGCUGCUAUGAAAUACGUCAACGCUACCUUGGUUUCCCGGAUAGGGUCCGUGACCCUUGGUGACGUCUUAGAAAUCCACCGGAGGGUGCUAGGCUAUGUAGACCCAGUAGAGGCUGGGAGAUUUAGGACUACCCAGGUGUUUGUGGGGCACCAUAUCCCUCCCCACCCCCGGGACGUGGAAAAGCAAGUGCUGGAAUUUGUCCAGUGGAUCAAUUCCGAAGAUGCCAUGAGUCUCCACCCAGUUGAAUUUGCAGCCUUGGCCCAUUACAAACUGGUUUACAUCCACCCCUUUGUGGACGGCAAUGGGAGGACUUCCCGCCUCUUGAUGAACCUCAUCCUCAUGCAGGCAGGCUACCCUCCCAUCACCAUCCGCAAGGAACAGCGGGCGGAGUACUACCACGUCUUGGAGGUGGCAAAUGAAGGGGAUGUCAGGCCGUUCAUCCGUUUUAUUGCCAAAUGUACAGAGACUACUUUAGAUAUGCUGCUCAUUGCGACCACAGAGUACUCGGUGGGCCUUCCUGAAGCGCAUGGAGGCACCACCACAGACUGCAAGCAGACCAUCUCAGUCAAAACCAGAACAUGAAUACCAGUGUGAAAUAAUACACAUGAGGGAAGGAACUCAUUGGCAUUGUCUUCCUGGGCAUCUCCAGGGAACAGAACUAGAGAGGCACUUUCUUUUAAACAUUUCAUUUAUUUAAGUUUUAAGUUAAGUCUUUUCUGCAGUAAUAUCUCAUCCUAUUUAUUAUCCCAUAAUGUCAAGCCAAAUGUAAAUUAUUUGUGGUUUAAGUUUGACUGGUUUCAUUAUGAAAGGGAAGGAGCAGAUUAGGACAGGCAGUGUCAAGGGAUGGAUUCGGUGUUUUUCCACAUGGCCAUUGGCAUGCUGACAGUCAAAUGGAGCAACUUGAGCUGAAGU